Gossypium raimondii (Peruvian cotton) is the source of this 1731-nucleotide messenger RNA. RefSeq names its product LRR receptor-like serine/threonine-protein kinase EFR. NCBI's taxonomy places the organism in Eukaryota, Viridiplantae, Streptophyta, Magnoliopsida, Malvales, Malvaceae. Bases 9 to 863 code for a protein of 284 amino acids. The record is from RefSeq and is a predicted model, not a curated record. The transcript is spliced from 2 exons. Gene Ontology annotation, molecular function: protein binding.
UCUUGUCGAUGAACAAAACACUCUCAAAUACAACACAAUCUCAUCAAUUAAGAAAGCAAAUGGAAGCAUCCAACGUUUUCUUCCUUGUUUACGUUGAAGUUAUAGUUCUUCUCUCAUGCUUCAACUUGCAUGGUUUUAAUUUGCUUGGCUUAGUAACAGCAAGCCCUGUAGUUAGAGGAAAUGGCACUGAUCAACAUGCUUUACUCCAAUUCAAAACCAAGGUAACUGGUGAUCCACUCAAGAUCAUGGAGUCUUGGAAUAUUUCUAUUCACUUUUGUCAAUGGCAUGGUGUUACUUGUGGUCGCAAGCAUCAGAGAGUCACUAAAUUGGACCUGCAAUUCCUGAAACUCUCGGGAUCUUUAUCACCAUACAUUGGCAAUUUGAGCUUUCUCAGGGGGUUGAAUCUUGCAGACAAUAGCUUCUACAACCAGAUUCCUCAAGAAAUUGGUCGUUUAAGAAGGCUGGAAACAUUACAAUUGACCAAUAACUCCAUCAGAGGUGAAAUUCCUUCUAAUUUAUCCGCUUGUUCUAAGCUUACACUGGUUGAUAUGAGAAGUAACCAGCUAGCAGGAGAAAUACCAGCUUCGCUAGGUCUCUUAUCAAACCUAAAAUUCUUGAAUUUUGCCAACAACAGUUUGAAAGGGAGUAUUCCACCUUUGUUUGGGAACUUGUCAUCUUUGGAGGUGCUUUCUUUAGCGAUUAAUGCAUUAAGUGGGACUAUACCAGAAGCUCUUGGACAACUGACAAAUCUUUCAUUUUUCUCGAUAUACGGAAAUGCAAUUUCUGAAAGAAGAGACAGCAGCAUCCAAGAACAAUAUGUGAAGAAAAUUGGCUUUUACAAUUAUCAUACCAAAGCAUCCUAAGGGCUACUAACGGAUUCUCCACACAAAAUUUGGUUGGUGCGGGAAGUUUGGUUCCGUAUACAAAGGAAUUCUUGAGGAGAGUGGAGAAGUUAUUGCAGUAAAGGUGUUUCAUCUUCUGCAUAGUGGAGCUUCUAGGAGUUUUUUGGCUGAAUGUGAGGCUUUGAAGAACAUUCGACAUCGAAACCUCGUCAAGGUUUUAUCAGCCAUUUCAGGUAUUGAUCAUAAAGGCAAUGAUUUUAAAGCCUUGGCUUAUGAGUUCAUGGAAAAUGAAAGCUUGGAGGACUGGUUGUAUCCCUCUACUAGCAUGAAUGAACCAGAGACGAUGAGAAACCUAAACUUCAUUCAAAGAGUUAAUGUGGCCGUAGAUGUUGCUCAUUGAAGAAAACUAGAAAACUAGGUAACUUGAGAAUUUCUUUCCAAUCUCAGAUAACUUUAUUUACUAAAUGAAUUUGGACUAUUUGCCUACCCAAUACAAAGCCAGACCAUUGUUUUAUACUUACAGAUAACAACUUGCUUCUCUUUAACAAACUAACUAACCUUUCCAACCUUCACUAACUAAUCUGCUAACCGUUUUAUUAUUCUUAACAUGCAUCCAUCUUCUCUAUUGUCAAGACCCGAAGAAAAUUUCUGAAUCGACCAAAAAGAGAAACCGAUAAUGGUUUGGUUAACACAUCAGCAACUUGGUCUGACGCAGGAACUUCUCCUACACAAACCGAACCAUCGGCAACCUUCUCACGAACAAAAAAUAAAUCUAACUCCACAUGUUUAAACUUGGAGUGUAAUACUGGGUUAGCAGCAACUGCAACUGCACUAGAACUAUCACACCAUAUAUUUGGUGGAGAAACAGUCCCAAUAUGCAAUUCUCGUA